Messenger RNA from Pomacea canaliculata, 3869 nucleotides. RefSeq names its product CD2-associated protein-like. The transcript is spliced from 9 exons. Gene Ontology annotation, biological process: actin filament bundle assembly; actin crosslink formation; positive regulation of actin filament polymerization. Gene Ontology annotation, cellular component: nucleoplasm; cytosol. The record is from RefSeq and is a predicted model, not a curated record. NCBI's taxonomy places the organism in Eukaryota, Metazoa, Mollusca, Gastropoda, Architaenioglossa, Ampullariidae. Bases 246 to 1550 code for a protein of 434 amino acids. Gene Ontology annotation, molecular function: protein binding.
CACUCAGCUGCCAUUGGCUAUUGGUGACCUUCUGGCGGUGGAUGAAAAAGCUGACAAUGGAUGGUGGCGUGGAUAUGUCCUGGGAAAAUCUGAGCUCAGUGGAUGGUUUCCAUCCAGUUUUGUGGAAGAAAUAAAAGAUAAAAAUACUUCAACAAAUCAAAGCAGUUUGGCUGCGGUGGAUAUGGAGGUUGAGUCAGGCCCCUCUAGACAUGCAAGCAUAAGCUCCUUUCUUAUACGUAAAAAGCAUGAUGACAAUUUAUUACGAGAAAACAGCUUCAGCCUCGGAACAUUGUCAACACAGAACAAAGCUGCAGCUCUCCAAGGCAAAACUAACCCUAUUCUUCAGUCAUCAAGCCCUGGAACCCAUAGGUACCACAGCUGACGACUUGACUAACGCUGUUCAAGGGAAGCACUUUAAAGUGCUCUUUGCAUACAAGGCAGCUUUCCGAGGGGAGCUAAAUCUCAGAGAAGGGGAGAUCAUUAUUGGCAAGGAACGAGAUCGAAAUGGUUGGAUGCUUGGGACCAAACUUAAGGCCAAGGAGGAAGGCUGGUUUCCUGCUGUGUAUGUGGAUCAGGUUGUGGGUGAGCUGCCCAAAGAAGAGAUGCCUGAUUUGCACACAGAAAAAAUGGAACUGGAUCAGGAAGUGUAUGGUCAGCUUGCAGUAAACAGAAAUAAGUCUCCAGACCAGGCAUGGCUUGGCAUAGAGCAUAUAGCUAAUUAUGCUUACAAAGGAACCUCAGAGAUAGAACUCAAAUUUAAGAAGGGGGACAUCCUGGUCAUUUUUGAAGCACAGGAGAGCGGUUGGUGGCUUGGUUGCCAUGGUGAUAAUGUGGGAUGGUUUCCAGGUGCCUUUGUAGAGCUUCUUGAGCAAAAGUCAGACAGCGAUGGCAUUGCCUUGGAGCUUCUGUCACCUCAGCUGAGAAACAAGGAUGGUAGCAGCAAAGAUACCCAGUCCCAGCGCUCCAGCACCGCAAGUAACAGCAGUGACACCCCUAAAGACUUGGCUGAUGUCAAAUCAUCAGUAAGUGUCAGCUCAGAGUCCAUCAUUGGAGAUAAACCAAAGCCAUCACGAAAAGCACCCCAGCCGCCUGGUGCAGACAAAAGUUCAGGCAAUGGAGCCACUGUGGUGGUUUCUGGGACAGGAACAUUAUCAAGAAACCUGAGGCCUGUUCGUCCAGCACCUGCUCCUCCUGUCCACAAAGUAAGACCAGAGAGUGUGUCCAGCAUGGACAAACUUGGGGUCAGAAUGAACCAAGACACCGACGAAACCAGCAGUACUAAACUGAAGCCUUUGAAAAAGACUAGAAAACCUAUAAUUGUCAGAAUCCCAAAAGAGAAAGUUGGGCUAGACAAGAUUUCUUCUUGUGCUAUGCCCAAAAGGCCAGUUCCAUCAAUCCAUGAACAGGACGAACAACAGAAAAAUAAAGAUGAUUGUGCAAAACAAGAUAAAGAUGAUCACACAAAAAGCGACAGUGAUCUCAGUGGAGACAGCGAGAUUGAGAAAGGAGUGUUCUUUGUUGGCAGAAUGCAUGACAAAGCUUGCUUCUAAUGAUUUAGAUAUUCAUUGUUUUGCUCCCCAGGUUAAUGAUACUGAAGCAGCAAAUAAAACUGACAUUUUGGACCAUGCUUCAGCCACAAAAGAUGACCCCAGUGAAACAGUAGUGAAAGGUGAAAAAUCAUUACCACUGUCAGAUGAUACCGCAUUAAACCUUUUAAAUGAUAAAGAUCAUAGUUCACCAUUCAUUUUAAACCAAGAUCACGGGGAGAAACAAAACAAUAUUUCUCAUGCUGAGACUGUGUUACCAUACAACCCUUCAGAAUCCAGUGUGAAGAAGGAGGAGAUUCUGGAUCAGCACUGGCUGUCUAAUGCUUCAGAGAGUAAAUCCAACUCUCCUUUGACCAGGAAUCUCUGAAGGAAUCCAAGCAGGAAGAUGAUGGUUUCCUUAAAUCUGACUCUACUGCUAAUGCUAGUAAAAACAUAUCCUCUGUGGCCCCUUUGAAUGAAGAGUUGGAGAGGACCAGCAGGAAAGCUUCCUCUUCAGAGGAUAAUUAUCCAAAUGAACUGCAUUCAAAUCAUAAUGGUGAUUGUAAUCAGAAACUAUCAGCAACAGCCCUAGAUAACCAUGCUGCCUCUGAGCUUCCUUCUAGCCAAAGAUAUUCUGGUCACUGGAAAUUCCACAGGGACAAGGACCAAGGACAAAAGCAUUUACGACUAACAAAAGUGUCGCCACCAGUGGUCCCAAUGCCUGUAAUUAAAACGGACAACACAGAUGGUGAUGAAACAACGACUAUUCCUCCACCCGGUGUGAGUGGACAUGUUUCUAUGAUCGUCCACCAGAUCAACCAGCGAAUCUCCAAAGAUUUGAGAAAUCCUGAUCAUAAACUUCAAAGGCAGCAUUCCACCAGUUCUGGUGCACAAUCUUCUGACAACAAUAUGCAGUUACACACACAGGAAACCAGUUCAGCACAUGAGACUUCAGGUAGCAGUAAAUCUGACAGUUUACCUUCAUACCAUCAAACAAACCACUGCUCAGAAGCUUCAGGGGAGAUUGCUCAAGCCACUGUAGUGAAUGGAUUCCAUGUGAAUGAUUCUGUCUCCUCAAGUUCUUUGGCAGGAUCAGAUCAUACUGUGCAGUCACAGGCUAGUAAGAAUGAUGACAUUGCUUUUGAUUCCACCAACCGUCCUGACCUGCCAACCAAUUAUGACAAUCAUGAUGGUGAUAUUCACGAAACUGAGCCUGUGAUAACAAAACGACCUCCCCCACCCAAAUCACCACCCCCAUCAUUGUCCAACAAGCUCAGCAGACUGCGAACCCCUAGACUGUGGCGCACAUUGAAGAAUUAUUCAGCACAGAGAGAUGAUGAGCUCUCAUUUGAUGCUGGUGUCUUUAUUCGAGAACUAAAUGAAAGUGCUGAGCGACCAGGUUGGAUCUAUGGAAUGCUGGCUGAUGGCUUCUCAGGAUUUUUCCCAGUCAUCUGUGCUGAAAUAUCCUCAUCAGACAUUGAAACAGAACUUUGAACUUCUGAUUCUGCUGAACUGGACUAAUGGGAUCUACUAACACGAGUUGGUUGGAUCACAUGUAUCAGCAGUGAGACCUAAUAUACUUGGUUAAUAUUUUUUGUCACUAUGUUAGAGCUGCCUUUAUAAACUCUAGCAAAAGAUAAUAUCCUAAUUUUGUUAAAAACUGCACAGGAGAAAGGCAUUUCACACCAUUCCCCCACUCCAGUUAUUCAUUAAUCGCUCAAUGGACUGCAGUGCUGUGUUAGCAUGCAGUGACCGAAGGCCACAUGAUGUCUUAAUGUUAAUAGUGUUAAACAAAACUAUCCCUCUGCUCAUAAAACAGAAGGGAAGAAACCCAAAUUCAGUUGCCUCUAUAAAAUAAUUUGGGUAUUGUGUAAUAAUUUUAAUUAAGACGUAAAAGCAAUUAAUUUUUUAUACGCAAUGGUCUAUUUAAUAUGCAUGUACUUUUAUUGGCAUGUUAAAUUUUGUUUUCUUGCCUCCUUAUGCAUUUACUUAAUCUCUUAUCCACUCUUUUUCAUGCAAGGGUGUAUACUGCAUGCCAAUGCAUGCACAAGCACAAUUUUACUUACACAUUGUUAAUAAACAUUGUUUUUAUUGUGAGAAGCACAAUUGUUUUUAAGUGCCUACUGAUAAGAAAUAUUAAUAAAAUUAUAUUUUUAUUGACAGCAGCAUCAGACCACUUUGCAGAGGCUGUGCUGCAUUAUAAAUUAUACUGUGAUGUGUUGGUCUUUAAUUCCAUUAAUCAAAAUUCACUUAAAAUGCAACUUUGGAACUUCCCACAUUCAUGGUUUUUCUGCCAUAAUAUUCUGAAGUACCAAAUUAAACUGUGCAAUCAAUUUUUGAAAA